Ruditapes philippinarum (Manila clam) is the source of this 1568-nucleotide messenger RNA. Its product is annotated as kynurenine/alpha-aminoadipate aminotransferase, mitochondrial-like. NCBI's taxonomy places the organism in Eukaryota, Metazoa, Mollusca, Bivalvia, Venerida, Veneridae. Gene Ontology annotation, biological process: biosynthetic process. The transcript has 11 exons. Gene Ontology annotation, molecular function: L-kynurenine:2-oxoglutarate transaminase activity; pyridoxal phosphate binding. Bases 104 to 1354 code for a protein of 416 amino acids. The record is from RefSeq and is a predicted model, not a curated record.
CUUAGAUAAGAUUCGCCAUUUGUAAUGCUAGAAAUAGACGGCUGUUAUUGUUAUUUAGUUAGGUUUAUUUUUGUAAUGAAUCGGAAUAAGAUACAAUUUUAAGAUGAAUUAUGCUCGAUUUCUUAAUAAAGUUAGUCAGGCGAGGCAACCGUCUCCAAUAAGAGUACUGACUGCUAUUCUCCAGCAGAGUAAGCCAUCAAUGAUCUCUAUGGCUGGGGGUAUGCCAAAUGUUGGCACAUUUCCUAUUGAAUCAGCAACAUUCAAAUUAAGUGAUGGCACAAAACUAGAGAUGGAUCAUGAACUUAUGAAGAAAGCUCUGCAGUACACUCAAACACCAGGAGUCCCAGAGUUAGUCCAGUGGGUCAAAGGCUUGCAGGAACGUGUUCACAAGCCACCUUGUAGUGGGGUCAACUGGGAUCUUCUUAUCACGAAUGGAAGUCAGGACGGUAUUUGCAAGUCAUUUGAUGCAAUGGUGUCACCAGGAGACAAGGUUCUUGUAGAAACACCGUCAUAUCCAGGAACAUUGGCAGCUGUUAAGCCAAUGGAUUGUGAAUUGAUUCCUAUCAAAUCCGAUAAAAAUGGCCUUGACCCUAGUGACCUUGAAAAUGUGAUGUCAAAUUGGAAUGUGUCAGACAGUGACAUUCCAAAAUUGUUAUAUUUAAUACCGAAUGGAGGGAACCCAACAGGGCAUGGGUUAACAGAGGAGAGAAAGAGAAAAAUCUACAGUAUUGCCCAAAAGUAUAAUCUUAUAAUAUUGGAAGAUGAUCCUUAUUUUUACUUACAAUUCAAUAAGCCAUAUGUACCAAGUCUGAUGUCAAUGGACGUGGAAGGUAGAGUGAUCAGAUUUGAUUCAUUUUCAAAACUAAUUUCAUCAGGAAUGAGACUUGGUUGUGUAACAGGUCCAAAACCAAUUAUAGACAGAAUAUCCUUACAUAUGCAGGCUUCAGUGAUGCAUGCAAGUACCCUGUCCCAAGCUACCUUAUUGCUAAUAUUAAAAGAAUGGGGAUACGAAGGGUUUGACAAUCAUGUUGAAACUGUCACAGAAUUUUACCGACAGAAGAAAUAUAUGUGUCUGAAAGCUGCUGAAAAACACCUUACAGGUCUGGCAGAGUGGGACGAGCCUUCAGGUGGUAUGUUUCUGUGGCUGAAGUUAAAUGUACCAGACACAUACAACCUGAUCACAGUGAAGGCACGUGAGAAGGAAGUGUUAUUUGUACCGGGUAAUGCAUUUCAGCUGGAUGAGGCACAGCCGUGUCAGUACGUCAGAGCUUCUUACUCAUUGUGUACAGAAGAACAGAUGAAUACAGCCUUUGAGAGACUUGCAGCUUUGAUAAGGGAGGAACAGUCAAAUUGAAUGAAAUGGACAGUGAAAUUGCUACAGAGCCAUAUGUACAUAGCUAACCAGAAACCACAGAUCAAGACAUUGAUGAAAAAUGCAAAGCCAUAUGUACAUACAUAAGAUCAAGAUAGUGACUAAAAUGUAAUACAGUCAAACCUUUAUAUAAGGGCCAAGCUUGGGAAAUAGGGGUUAUUCUUUUUCUUUGUAGUUCACUUGGGCACUAAGUGCU